Ramularia collo-cygni is the source of this 1221-nucleotide messenger RNA. RefSeq lists its product as uncharacterized. The record is from RefSeq and is a predicted model, not a curated record. Gene Ontology annotation, molecular function: oxidoreductase activity. NCBI's taxonomy places the organism in Eukaryota, Fungi, Ascomycota, Dothideomycetes, Mycosphaerellales, Mycosphaerellaceae. The transcript has a single exon. Bases 1 to 1221 code for a protein of 406 amino acids.
AUGCACGCAGUCACUUUCACAUGCGCUCGCAAGGCAAUGUCACUGCCAAUUCGUCACCUGAGCCACAACUUGACGAAAGGCAGACAAGUUGCCCGAUUUUCGCAAUGCACCGCCCGACUGCGCAACGACGUUCAGCCUCAGCAUGACAAGGUGGAGAAGCAGGGGCGAGACGUUCCACCGAAACAAGAGGAACAAACGGAAAAUGGUGGUCAAUCACAAAGUCGCGGGCGGAAACUGCCUGCCUUCGUCCUCUUCGCCGUCGGCGCUCCUCUUGGAUGGUAUUUGAAUGAUCUCAGGGGUGCACAGCACAAUUCACGAGUCUCGAGACCGGGCGAGUUCGUCAAAUACACCCUGGUAGGCAAGGAUAAUGUCUCCUCCACCUGCGCCAUAUUCAAGCUAAAGCCGGCUGGAAAUGUCGUCGUGGAUCUGGACGACCCAUCUCUGGAACGGGCCAUCACGAGCAUCGAGUUCAAGCAGCCACAGCUGCAGAUUGCUCGCUCGUACACAUGUCUACCGCAAGAGCAGGGCCAAGAUAUGGAUGAAUUACGCUUCCUGAUUCGGAAAGAACAGAAGGGAGAGGUGUCGUCAUUCUUGCACAGACUGCCUCUCAAUGCUGAGAUCGAAAUUCGGGGGUUGAAAUCGGAAUACGUGCUACCGGAGGAUGUGGCGAGUGCCAUUUUUCUUGUGGGAGGAACCGGUAUCGCUCCAGCUCUGCAAGCUGCAGACAAGUUGGACGGCCAAGCCAACAUGCACAUCAUGUGGGCAAGCAGACGUAGGGAGGAUUGCAUAGGUGGCUACAACGACAGUCUUCCAACGAAGCGUGCUUGGGGAUGGUGGCAAGGGUCUACGGAAGCGGAGAGGAACAUGGCCAAAUUCCCCAUCGCCGAACAAGGAGGAUUGGUGUCGCUGCUGGAAUCAUUAAAAAGAAGAUCCGGCGAUGAUGAAGAGAAACACCCCAAGCUGAUCGUGGAUUACUACGUCGACGAAGAAGGUACUGCCGUCAAGGCCGAAGAAGUCAAGAACGCUUUACACGCUUUGUCUGGUUCACCCACUACUGGUGAGAGCUCUGGCAGGAAGAUCCUCUUUGUGAGUGGCCCACCGGGUUUCAUCACUUACUGGGCGGGAUCUAAGCAGUGGGCUGGAGGAAGGGAGGUUCCUGGCCCGCUCAGAGGAGUGCUUUCAACGAUUGACCUUCGUGGGUGGGAGGUCGUCAAGUUGUGA